Porites evermanni is the source of this 6357-nucleotide messenger RNA. NCBI's taxonomy places the organism in Eukaryota, Metazoa, Cnidaria, Anthozoa, Scleractinia, Poritidae. The record is from the annotation of a GenBank genome assembly.
UUUUGACUUGUUUGGUGAAUUGUCUUUCUUCCUAAAAGAUUCUGUUCCAACCAGAUAAAAAGGACUGGACUGAUUUUGUAAACAAACCUCUUUACAAUCAUAAUUGUUACCAUUCAACCGCUACUAGCGAUCGUUAGCGAAAAGGAAAAGAUGACGCACAUUUUAACAAAUCCGGGUUAUCCAAAUAGCCUUCGCUUUCGCUCCAAGUCUGUUGAUGUACUGAGAGAGCACGAGAAACGAAAAGAGGGACCUCCAAAGACGGAACUCGACAAAAUUCGCAGCCUUUCUCGGCAAUCUUGGAAGGAUACUUGGCAAGACCCUGGAAAUCCGCUGCCUCGCGUGAAAAGCAACCAUUUCGUUACCACAUACUCAACAACUCACAACUACAGAGCGCUUCGGGAACUUACUCCUUGUCGUCCAACCUCGCCGACAAGAAGAAAUAAUCCGCAUCCAACGAGGUCUGUAGUGUCUUUGUUUGUGGAAGUGUUUAUAUAUAUCAAUUUAUCGGCCAUAGGUUUGGCAAGUUACCUACAAGUAUUUCUGACCUUUUGAAUUUUAAAACAUACUCUAGGUCAUUGCGUUCUUCAUGUAAAGAAUAUUUAGUGGUUCCAAGAAGCAGAUUGAAAACAUAUGGAGACAGAGCUUUCUCUAUUGCAGGACCUAAAUUGUGGAAUGAUUUACCUCUAGAGAUUAGGAAAUGUGCUUCAGUGGCAACUUUUAAGCAAUCCCUUAAAACUUUUUUAUUUAAGUUAGCAUAUAGGUUAUGAGAUUCCUUUUGUAUUUUUUUGUUUUUUUUGUAAUUAGGUAGCGCUUUGGCCAAUUAUUGGAUUUUAGCGCUAUAUAAAUAAAAUUAUUAUUAUUAUUAUUAUUAUAAGUGGCAACAUUAUAUAGUGUUUAGAGUAUGCAAGAAUAGUGUUUUUGAAGGGUACUGCUGGUGUAGAAUGUUCAAAUUUUUCUGUUAUUAAAAAUCUUCAUAUUUAGUUCGGGAACGCCAGCAUCUAUCCUGUUGCUCUAAGCACAUAAAAAAAGUAAACUUAACACCGGGCGAGAAGGGGCAAGAGGAUCUGGGAUUUUGGGGGCCUGGGGGGAAGGGAUGAUAGAUAGCAGUAGGAUUCCUCAACAAGUGCUUCUCCCAGCAUUCUAGAUUCCGGUAUACCCUUUGAUUGGCAGGUUUUGAUAUUUAUCAUUGAUACUCAAAGCAAACUUGAUGUAUGAAAAAAUAAGACCUCACUCAUCACUCGCUUGCGAUAGAGUCGGAGUCAUAAAAAGUCAGAGCCGCAAGAUGUUACCAUCUAGUGAAAACAGCGUUCUGAUGACUCCGUUGCUUAUGAUCAAGUGAAAACUAGGUUGUUGGAGUUGUAAGCAGAGGCAGAUGAUCAAACUAAAGUAAUCACAAAAACUGGGAAUGUGCAUGGUGAUUGGUUUAUCCUUCCGCCUCCAAUAAUCUGGUUUUCACUAGUUCUGAUUCUUUCGACUGCGAUCGAAUCUGUCGUGCUUAUGACUCUGCUCACAUCUCCAGUUUUUGAUUUUCACCAAGUCAUAAGCACUCUUUGCGGCUCCGAUUAUGACUCUGACUCAGUCGCUAGUGAAACCCAGCCUUACAGGUGUCCAUAAUGAUAAACUUUAUGGUAGACCCUGAUAGUGUACUUUGUAUAUGAUCAUACACGGUGGAACCUCAGCCUGCAUGGCUGGCAUUUGAAAGGGAAGGAGAAGGAGAUUCCUGGCAUGGUAGAAGCAUGCAAAUGUUCCCCUUCUCCAGUCUCCUUUGCAAUUGUGGUCGAUCUAGUGCCCAAAUUCCCUUCGUCUUCCCUGAAGAAUGCCUGCCAUGCCGCUAGGCUAGUGAAACUCCGACUAAUACAGUGGUGGAUUCAGGGGGACGGUCUGGGGGGUUCGGACCCUCCCUAUCAGACCUGAUGCUUCUUUGAGACUGAAAUUCUUACAUCAACAGGAUCGUAUAUCACUUUUUAACUGGCUGACUUUUUUAAUAAAAUGCCCUUGCAUUUUGCCACUUUAAAACUAAAUUCCAGGGAUAUUCAAAAAUGCAAUGUUUUUUGGGUACUCUCCUAUGAUCUGGACCCCCCAAUCAAAAAUUCCUGGAUCUUCCCCUGUAAUAUAAUUGUAAUUUCCACUUGUAAAAGUUUUAUGGAGUUCAUACACCAUGUUAAUUAUCUACUAAUAAUUAGAUAAUUAACCUGGUGUAUGAACUCCGUUUUCCUCUCUGAAAAGUGUUAAUUAUUAAUACUUUUCAGAGAGGAAAGCAGUGUUUUUAAGAUUCCUUAUUUCUUCUUCCUAUAUGAAUUUUUCUGCAGAUCAUUCUUGCGUCUUCAGUUGAGAGAAGCUAAAGGGUUUCCAAAAGCAAAAGAAAAGCCUGGACAGGACCCUUAUGAUGGUAAGUUAUUGAUAGGUUGAAUACGCAGUCAGUCAAGUUGUUCUCAUUCAGCCUUAAGGCUAGUUUACCUGGCUCCGGUUGUUAAGUGCUAUCCACUGGAUAAAUCACAAAACGGGGGGAUAAGUAUUAGGGACAACAAUAAUGCGUUAUUCACGGGAUAAAGAUUUAUCCAGUGGAUAGCAUUAUCCACCUUUUAAACAUUACUGGGCCGUGGAGCUAGGAUGUAAGCAUUAACAUGCUGUGGAGAUCUUAUGCAGUCUCAUUAUAAUCAUAUAAGUGUCUUGAGUUAAUGACAGGCACUUAUGAUCAGUGGCUGAUCCUGGAGAUCUGGACCCCCUUCCUGAAAGCACCCAUGGGUCCUAGCCUGCGUCAGGGAUCUAAUUUAACUCUGUUAGUAACAUCUACAAAGCAGCGCCAAGAUCCUAGUUCUGGGCCCCCAAAUGACACAACAAAUUCCUGGAAGUGGGUUUCUAAUUUCCUUUCAUAUCUUGAUUGGCAAAUCAACAGUGGCUUGUUGAACAGGCCAAUCAUGGCACAUACUCAAAUCCUGGUACACAGGUGGGGCCCAGAACAAGGAUUUUGGUGCUGUUUCACAGAUGGACUUGACCAGAGUUUAGUUUCCUCUGUGGUGCAGGCUAAUCAUCAGCCAUGCCAAGAAUUUUAAUCAAUGACGAAGUGUGACUAUUUUAAGGUUCAACUAGCAGUGAUGUUAUUGAACUUCUCAGUAAGAAAUAAUGUCCACAUCCCUUCAAAAGGAAGAAAGCAUGAGUACACAAUUGGAACAAAAUGAAAAUGUCACAAACUUUGACCAAGAUAUAACUGAGAAAAAAAAAUUUAAAAUGAAAUUAGCACGUACAGUGUAUGACAAUCUAAGAAACUAUUUGGUUUUUUGAUCUAUGCAUAUGGAUUAGUGUAGCUACCUGCGAGCAUGUUAAAAUUGUAUCUCAAACUAAAAAACAGGUUAAAAUUGUAAGUAAGAAAUAUCUAUGAUUUCCUAAUGUUUCUAUUCUAGUUGGUUACAAACCAGAUGAACCAAACCAUGCCCAACAGACAAUGUAUUACACCUUAUGGGAAAUGAAAGAUAUGCAGAAAAGAGGAACAGAUGAGGUAAGACAAAAAUAAUGUUCUUUAAGUGUAGAGAAAAAGGGUAAUUAAAAAAAGUCUAAUAUACAAAAUAAUAUGGUUUAGAGGAAAUAUAAUGGACAGGAAGAGAGCUUACUGUUGCAAUAUUUUAUUAGCACAUAAUACAGUCAAACCCUGUUAGCCCUUUAAGCCCUAAGAGUGACCAGCUUCAAAUUUCUCCUUGUAAUAUCAAUGCUUUGUAAAACAGAGUGGUCAUGAGAAUUGCGAACAUGAUCACACAGGAUGAAUUUGCUUGAUAUUUCAUGAACCUCUCCCCACUACUUCUAUAGUAAAUGAGUAGCCAGUAGGGGCAACAAAUGAGAAUUCAAAUUUUGAUCUUAGGGUUUAAAAGGUUAAUAAAGACACUCAAGGAGCCAAAGAAAGUGUCCCUAUUAACAGGACGCCCAUAGUAAGCGGGUUGAGUUUAGGUAAAAAUAUGACAGUCACUGCUUUCUUUCCCCAGGAGCAAAGCAAACUGUCCUGAAUAAUGAGAUGUCCACAAGUUUUCAGAUUUGUUGAAGAUCUAAAAAGGCUAAAUUCAAGUUCCAUUAACAUUUAUUUCUAGGCCCUUCUAAAAGCUGUCAUGAACCCAAGAGCCAUACCAGCAACACAAGCCUGGGUGAAAAAUGCUUCCUUGAAAGGUAUUUUUAUUUGGUAAUCUGUUCAUGCAGUAAUAAAUACACAAAAUAAUAUUAUCACUGACCUGGAAGUUUUUGUCAUUUUUAAUUGUAGUUCUAAAUGUAAUUUUUUCUUGAGAUAAUGUAAUGUAAGUUAUCACACUUCUUUGUAAUAAUAACAAUAAUAAUGAUAAUAAUAAUAGACAUUUUUCUUCCAUAAGAACCAUUACAUGUAUUUCAAUCAAAAUAAGAAAGGCAUUAUUUGUUUACUGAAAAAUACUUAAAUUUUAUCAUUUUAUCAGACAAGAAGAUUGUCACCAACAUGUUGAAUGACGCAUGUGACUCAGCUGAAAUGGAAAGGGUAAGAUAUUUACUUAGACACCAUGCCAGUUUGUUACAAUAAACCGUUUAUGAAAGUAGAAAUGAUCCUCACAGUUGAAUAAACAACCUGAGCUGUUGAAAAAAUGCCUGAAAAAAUUCAGGCUUGACCAGGAAUCGAACCCUGACCUUUGCGAUGACUGGGCGCAAUGCUCCAUCCAUUAAGCUAAUCAAGCCAACUGGAGUGCAGGCCACUUAUAUCUUUAUCAGCAGUUCAAAAUAUGAGUCAUUUCAUGUCUCCAUUUAAUACAUGUAAACAGUUUGUUUAUGAACGGGUCCUUAUUUCAUUGUGAUUUUCCUUCACUUGAACAGACAGUUACUUCAACAUUCAAACCUGAUGUUGUCCCAGCUGUUAACCGGUGGUUAAAGAAAGCUGGAAAUGAAGGUAAACUAGUUCUAGCUUGUCCAGUGGGGUGUCUUUUAACACAGAAUCGACUGAAUCUUGUCCAGUUUUGACUUUUCUUUGCUUUGAAACACACCAUAAAAUCACAUUUACAUUUAUGAAUCGCCAUCUCGUUCUCAAGCUCAAUUGGAUAAGAGCUUAGAAGCCUGCUGAGUGGCAGACUGCAGGUUCAAACUCCGGCUGGACCAACACUCAGGGUUUUAAGUAACUGAGAAGAAAGUGCUGCCUUUUUACUGUAAAGACAUAUGCAACAGGGUUAGACUUUCUUGUCUUCUCAGAUAAGGAUGAUAAACCUAAGGCCCCAUCUCACAAGCCUUGCUUCAUCAUGCAAUAAAUUCUGUGGCAGGUUAAAGAACCAACACACUCUUCAUAAAGAGUAGGAGAUGUAGUCUCCGGUGUGAUUGCCUAUCUCAACUUCACACUUACAUAGGGGUCGUCAACACUCAUCUCUUUACCAUGAGCAGUCUGGCAAAUUUCCCCGACCAGAGUUGUAAAUUAUCCCUGAAAAGCCCCAAGGGGGAGUGAAUAAUAAGAUAUUUACAAUUUACAAUCUCUUCGUUUUGUAGAGCAACAAGCAGUAAUGAGGUUAAUCCGAACCUUGGCUUCAGAUCCAGUACAUGAGGGCACAAUUGAUCCGCACUACACCGGCCAGCAGAACCCAGACCGGUACAUCUUAGGAACCUACAGAUUACGCCAACCAGAUACCAAGGGAUUGCAUAUCAAAGUGCAAAAUCGUUUCCCUAAAAAAUCUCAUUUUCAGGCACAUCCUGCCUGGCUGCAGACAUAAAAUAAUUGUUUCUGCUGUAUCUAUAAACAGUUGCAUCACCAGUGCAGGGUGAAAGUCACUUCUUUAGCUACUUUUGAACAUGUAAUGUAGCAUCUUUCAUUAACUCUACAAAGUGGCCAAAAUAAUGAAAUCAAACUUGCUAAAUUUAUACUUUGACUUUUUGUUCAACUUUACAAUAUUUUCCUUCUGUAAGCAAAGGAUUUUCACCAUGUUCUGGUUAUUCCAAAAAGUUCUAAAACCUAAAGAUGUAGGUGGUUAUGUGACACCUUUUUCAAACUAAAAUUUUAACCUAGAAGAAAGGAUUUUUCCUUUACAGGCUGUGUUAUUGGUAAAAAAAGAAAAAAUGUUUUAGUAAAUUAUGUUAGCAUUUUAUAAAUCACACCUGUACUCCAAGGCCUUGAAUAAGUUUAUGGGACCUUUCCUUUUUCUCAAAGUAAUGCUUGUAUAUCCUGAUAGUCAGUUAUCUUCACCACUUUGAUAAAUUCAGUGAAAAUAUGCUCUGGUUUUUACCAUUAAUUUUUUUUUUGAAUUUGAAUAUUUAUUUGUUUGUAGUUGUGAAGAAGAAAGAGUUUUCCUGGUCAACUAUGGAAUUAAAUAAGUUUACAUAUUAAAAUUUCCAAAAUUUUCAAAAGAUUUAUUUGUACAAUUCAGAUGUGUGUCC